UCCGACGACGUGCCUGUCACUCGAUCCGCCAAGUUACCAUGCGGCCACCGAAUGUGUAAUUCAUGUCUUCGCCGCAUCUUCACCAUGUCUAUCAAGGACCCUGUCCACAUGCCCCCCAAAUGCUGCAACCAAGACCAUAUCCCUCUGAAACACGUCGACCACCUCUUCGACGAUAAGUUCAAGAUCUUGUGGAAUACAAAGUACCAAGAGUAUACAACCAAGGACCGCUUAUACUGUCCUGCAAAGGGCUGCGGCCAAUGGAUCAAGCCUUCCAAUAUGCACAAGCUCCAAGGUCGCAAGUACGGUCGCUGUCCUAGAUGUAAGACAAAGGUGUGCACCCUGUGCAACAACAAGCUACAUACCAGCGGCGAGUGUCCCAAAGAUCCAGAAACUAAGAGACUUGUCGACUUGGCCAAAGAGAAAGGAUGGCAACGCUGCUACAGCUGCAAGGCCAUGGUCGAGCUCAAGGAGGGCUGCAAUCAUAUGACGUGCCGUUGCGGUUCAGACUUCUGCAUGCUCUGUGCCAGCCCUUGGAAGACUUGCGAAUGUCCUUGGUUCAAUAACGUCGACGUCCUUGAUCAAGACCGCCUGAACCACAUGCGCGUUCCCGAAGCCGUCGCAAACAUGCCUCGCCACGACAGGCACGAUAGAAACGAACCUAAUGACAGAAACGACCGACACGAACCACGUAGAAGCCAUUCUAGAAACCCGCCUAUGACCUACCAGCAAGAACUUGAUGCACGAAGGCGUCAGGAGCGUGCCGAUGAAGCACUGGCUCGCCGUCUGUCCACCACUAACUUUUCCGAACGGCCCCUGCCCGACCGUCCCCGGCCCCGCCGACGUGACACCGUGACCGAGGAAGUCUUUGGAAACCGCGGUGAUCACUUCCUCAAUGAUAAUUAC
Molecule: messenger RNA, 903 nt
Organism: Aureobasidium namibiae CBS 147.97
Lineage: Eukaryota; Fungi; Ascomycota; Dothideomycetes; Dothideales; Saccotheciaceae
Exons: 1
Biological process (GO): positive regulation of proteasomal ubiquitin-dependent protein catabolic process; ubiquitin-dependent protein catabolic process; protein polyubiquitination
Cellular component (GO): cytoplasm; ubiquitin ligase complex
Molecular function (GO): ubiquitin conjugating enzyme binding; zinc ion binding; ubiquitin protein ligase activity
Source: RefSeq, a predicted model, not a curated record